This is a messenger RNA of Microthlaspi erraticum, 1389 nucleotides long. Lineage: Eukaryota; Viridiplantae; Streptophyta; Magnoliopsida; Brassicales; Brassicaceae. The record is from the annotation of a GenBank genome assembly.
AUGUCCCUCACAUUUUCCUCCUCCGCCGCAACCGUUGCCGUUGCUUCUGUAACCGUAACUUCCUCCGCUAGGGUUCCGGUCAAUCCUCUCGUUUCUCCGAGUGUCCGCGGCUUCGUAUCCUUCCGACUAACCUCUAAGAAGCUUCCUCUCCGUUCGCGCGGCGGUGGUGCAUCGUCCUCGAGUGUGAGAGCGAUGUCUGAGCUCGUUCAGGAUAAGGAAUCUGUCGUCGCCGCGAGCACUUCUUUCAAUGAAGGCGGAGAGAGUAAUAAGACGCCCAAUGAGCUCAACCAUUCCCGUACCUUCUUGGAUGCGCGAAGUGAAGAAGAUCUUAUAUCUGGUAUCAGGAAGGAAACUGAAGCUGGAAGGUUGCCUCCGAAUGUUGGAUCAGGGAUGGAAGAAUUAUAUUGGAACUACAAAAAAGCAGUAUUAAGUAGUGGAGCUUCCAGGGCAGAUGAGACUGUUAUAUCAAACAUGUCUGUUGCUUUCGAUCGUAUGCUUCUUGGUGUGGAGGAUCCUUAUACUUUUAGUCCAUAUCAUAAAGCAAUCAGAGAACCAUUCGACUACUACUUGUUUGUCCAUACAUACAUCCGUCCUCUAAUUGAUUUCAAAAAUUCUUACGUUGGAAAUGCUUCUAUUUUCUCUGAAGUGGAAGACAAGCUUCGGCAGGGACACAAUGUCGUGUUGAUAUCAAACCAUCAAAGUGAAGCUGACCCGGCGGUCAUUUCCCUAUUGCUUGAGGCACAAUCUCCUUACAUUGGAGAGAACAUUAAAUGUGUGGCUGGUGAUCGAGUCAUAACUGAUCCUCUUUGUAAGCCGUUUAGUAUGGGAAGGAAUCUCAUAUGUGUUUACUCGAAAAAGCACAUGAACGAUGAUCCUGAGCUUGUAGAUAUGAAAAGAAAAGCAAACACACGAAGCUUAAAAGAGAUGGCUACAAUGCUAAGGUCUGGCUCCCAACUUAUAUGGAUUGCGCCAAGCGGUGGAAGAGAUCGCCCUAAUCCUUCUACCGGAGAAUGGUUUCCUGCACCCUUUGAUGCCUCUUCGGUGGACAACAUGAGAAGACUGGUUGAACAUUCUGGUGCUCCUGGACAUAUCUAUCCAAUGUCAUUGCUUUGCUAUGACAUCAUGCCCCCCCCACCCCAAGUUGAGAAAGAAAUUGGAGAGAAAAGAUUAGUUGGGUAUCACGGUACUGGACUAUCAAUCGCACCUGAAAUCAGCUUCUCAGAUGUCACAGCAGACUGCAAGAACCCUAACGAGGCGAAAGAAGCGUACAGCCAAGCCAUGUACAAAUCGGUCAACGAACAAUACAAGACUCUAAACUCUGCGAUCAACCACAGAAAAGGAAUAGAAGCCUCAACUUCAACAAUCUCCUUGUCACAACCCUGGAAUUAG